Messenger RNA from Lolium perenne, 4685 nucleotides. The record is from RefSeq and is a predicted model, not a curated record. Lineage: Eukaryota; Viridiplantae; Streptophyta; Magnoliopsida; Poales; Poaceae.
GCCUCCGGCAGGUCACUAUCGUGGGUCCUACAUACAGUAAACGUGUUCGUUUAUGCUGUUUCUGCUUGGUUGACUACGCCGAUUCGUCGCUCCACCAACGCGUCUUCCUCUUUCUCCAAUCCCCUCUCGCAGCCAGCACCCAUUCCCGUGAGUCUGCGACCCUUCCUUUUCCUUCGCCCAGCUGGUCGACGCUCGCCCCUACGGCCAACUCCCCACCAUCGAUCUCUCCGUUCUCCGUCGCGCUCGGAGUACUCGGCACAGUAGGGUUUGCAGCCCCAGUGGUGGCAGCAUGUUGGGCUGGAGAGCCGUCGGCUUGGUUGGAAGACAAACACGGCGAAGCCAACCACGAUGUCUUCUCAUUUCCCUUCCAAGAAGAUAAGGUGGACUUUGGUACAUGUAUUUGUAGAUUGUCCACUGAUGUAGAAGAAGCAAGUGUUAUUUCACCAAGUGCAUGUUCGUUUGAAGCAGGUACGUACUAUUCUGACGACAUGUUUUUCUCAUGCUACUUGAACAAAUAAAUGACUAACACAUGGGGCCAUGGGGGACUCAGUGUUAAAGCUACUCAAUGCAAAAGGAGGCAUUUCAACCAAACCAAUGAGAGUGUGUUGGGUAGAUAGAGCUAGAACAAAUCAGCAGCCAGUUAAGAAAAUAUUUCAUCCAAGUUGCAUUACCCUUCUAUCAGUACACACUUUAGUUUUCUCAACAGUUGGAGUUUUGAGCUGUUUUCUUUAUAUUAUUUCUCCAUGUGAGUUCUGAAGCUGUUAAUUCGGCUAGGUCCUGAUUGAACAUUUGCUGCAGUUUUUUUGUGUAAGAAUUGUGAGGUCUUAGGAUGCUAUUCUCAUUUAUAGAGAUUUAUGGUUAAAGGAUUUAGACUGCACCGCUCCACCUGGUGGUGUCAGUAUAAUGGUACAAUAACAAAGAACAAGAAAUUUGAUCUCUUCUCUGGUCAUGACUGUUAAAGACCUGCGGACGGUUAGAACUUCAUAUUGAAAAGUUUGUAUAAUAUAUGAUAGACAACUACAGUAUAAUUUAGUAUUCCAAACACCGGUUAUCUUAUCUUAACUUCAUUUUUUUAAUUCACAUGCAUACCUUUGUCUGCAGGCUUGCACUGUGUACAUGGUGUCCCCCUAUUUCCCAUUUCGUACUAAUUAAUAUUUACUUAAUUUAACCAUUGAUAGUUCAAAAUGAUUUUUUUCAUUUACUUAUCCUAUGAUUAUCAAUGGUUGCAGAAGAGCUGAAUUUAAUUUCUGUUGGCGGACGAUUUCAUCGUGAUCAUGUUCAUUUAUGAGAUCAUCUAUUCUUACAAUAGUACCCUAAUCCAAUAUUGGCUGUGCCCAUGUAUUAUUCCGGGCUGCACAUCGAAUAUUUAUUCCCAAAAGCCCCACAAUUUUGAACAGGCGCAGUCUCCUGCUCACCGUUGUUGUUUUGGUUUCUGUUAGCUCCUCCUCUAGCUUGGUGUUUUCCUUAUAUUUUGCAACUUGCAAAUUUUGACAGGUGUUCUCGGUUUCUCGCAUAUGCAAUUCAACGGGGUGGUGUUUACAAUUAGAGAUGCAGACAAUGUUCAGUCGGGCAGAGGCAGGGCAUGGGGGACAAGUAUUGAUCUGCAAGGUUUAGGAUAGCUAAGCACAAAUUUGAAAGGCGGCCGUGAGAUUUUCCCUUUAGGAUAUGUGCACACAAGCUUUAUUAAAGACAUCAACAGUGGCUCGUGUGCUGCUGUAAUAAGGAAUGACAAAGGUCAGUUUACCCUCUCAGCCUGGGACGUUAUUCCUUUUUUUCUGAGAGCGCAGAAGCUGCAAAAUUCAUUGCCUGCUCAUGAACUAGCAAAAUUUAACUGUGGGAGCGGUAGUGGUGGUUUGUUGCAAGGACACGUGUGCACUCAAAAGGGAAAGGAUGGGUGUAUUCAACGCAUAAGGAUAAUUCUUAUCCUGAUGUUUGUCGGGUGACUCGAUGUCUUGAAAUUUGUGUUUCAUAAUGAGAUUGUAGAAGUAUCUCACAUGUGUUUAUCAUGAUUUCCCUGUUAUUUUGUAAUAAAGAUUACCAAAGAGCAAACAUUUUUUAAAUUAAUUUUUGUUUCAUUUUAUUUAUGUUUUGCUUGCAUUAUUAUCUUCACAACCAUAGUCUGAAACCAGUCUGAUUUUUUCUGAAACUGAAAACCAUGUUAUUAUUUACAAAUUACAGUUCUUUGUCCAAACUCAUUUUACUACCCAUUGCCGGUCUUGAGAGCAAAAGGAAAUUUGGAUAUGACUUCCAUCAUUUCAAUUUACAGCCCAUUAAUUAUACAAAUAGUAAGGGAAACCAUGCCAAGAGCCAAACCGGUGCAGCAAACCCUCCGCAAUUCAGUGAAGGAGCAACAAAGGGGGCGCACUGCAAAAAAUCAAAUGAAUCAAUCUGCCAGUGCUAAGUCCGAUUUCGAAACCACGACCGAGCGGUCCUAAACAAGCCCUGAAGCAUGUCGAGUUACUGGCAUGAAUGCAUUAUACCGUUGCCAAUCUGAGUUAGGCAAAUAUAUUAUUCUUAAUUUAAUUUUUCACAAAGUUUUACUCUCUUUCGCCGUAGAUGAAUAUAUUGUGGAUAAAAAGGCUCAAAUGCUGAUGCAUCUGGAUCAAAAGACAUGCAUCUAUCACACAUACAACCUUUCCUCCGGCACUUGACUAAAUAAGAAAUUAACCUAUGGCAUGUAGAUGAAGUCAAAAAUACAUAAACCAUCCUAUGAAAAACGCGCGCAGCAACGUGCGCGAGGUCCUUCUAGUACCUUGGAGAGUACAAAGCAUGCAUCUGCGUAGAAAAACAGGCUAAGGCCGUGUAAGCUCCUUUUAGCCCACCAACUUGUAAUUCCAUGAGUGGGUAUAGAUAUUCAUCCCUCAUCUCUUACUAGUGUUAGACUUGAUGUUUAAACUGAGAGACAUGUACCUCAUCUAAGAACAAAACAAAGACUUCCUCCUCUCAUGGGGACGAGCUCCCCGCUAUCUAAUUUCUUCUCUUCGAUUUGAUUGGUCAGUGGACCGAUCGAGUAGAUUUCGGUUUAAAUCGAGAGCUUGAGUUCACUUGAAUUCUUUUCUAACAAAGGGUUUUAUUUGCGGUGAUUGUUGUUGGGUGAUUCUUUGAGAUUGCUUGGCUAGUUAUCGUCCAAACGGUGGGAAUCGGGAGCCCCUUGUAUCACACUAGUUGUGCAACUUGUGUUUUUGUAAUGCGCAAUUUCUUUACCGAAUAUGAAUUCAUAGAUCUCCUGUCUUUAUUACGAGCACAUUUAAAAUUUGGUCUAGUGAUAUCUUCUGAAUCUUUUACGAGCAUGGAAGUUUCAGUGAUGUAGUAGGAUCCUACACUAUACCCUGAACUCGUGAGUUGUGACCCAUACCUAUCCAUCACUCAUGUGAUAUCCAUUGUGCACCACCGCGCGACCCAACACAUUCACUCAGCUCUCGUGUGCGAUCUGCGAUCCGCCGAUCCCUGCCCAUGCGGCCAUGCACCGUCCCUCCUUUAACCUCGUCACGAGUAGGCGAGCCUCGACGCAAGCAAGAAUAGCCGCGCCUCGCGCGCAUCUACACAUCACGACAUGCUGCUCAACCUCCACCAAGAAUUGUCCAUGGCAUGAGCGAGCUGAAGCUGCAGCACCCCGUCCCGGUCUUCCUGCUCAGGAGGAACCCGCUCACGGUGGCCUCCAGGACGAUGCGCCGCGGCAUCCGCGGCUUCUGCCACGACGUCGGCUCCACGUCCACGCAGCAGCUUUCCGGCGUUGACAGGGACGCCGACGCGGCGUCGUCCUCGUUCCUGACCGUGCCGUCGUCCGUGGUGGGCUCCUGCGCGGCCGAGAGCGUCGCCGGAGGCCCGCAGGCGGCGGUCACCCUGGAGCAGAUGAUCCUUCAGCUGGACCUGGAGGAGGAGGCGGCGGCCAGCAGGAAGGCGCGCCGCAUGUCGUGCGUGGACAGCUCCGACCACUACGUGCUCCGGUCGGCGCGGGACGCGCUGAGCCACUACCCGCGCUUCUCCCUCGACGGCCGGGACGCCAUGUGCCGCGCCUCCUUCAGCAGCUACCACGACGCAGCCAUGACCCUCGACGGCCCUGUGCUCCGCGACGACGGCCGGCACCGGAGAGCGUCGGUGUGCUGCGCCGCCGCCGGCGUAGGGCACUGCAGAGCGCGGGGCUGCGGCGUGGAGGGCUACGAGAUGGACCUGGAGCGGACACUGCGGAUGCCAGCCACGGUGGCCGGGGAGAGCGUGGUGUGGUGCAAGCCCGGGGUCGUGGCCAAGCUCAUGGGACUCGAUUCCGUCCCUGUGCCCGUCGGAAGAGGCCGGCGGGGCGGCAUUGGUAGGAGGAAGGCCAGCGGGGCACCGCCGGUGGCGAGGGUCGUCGGAGGUGGCGGCGUAAAGAAGCAGAGGCCGAGGAGGAUCGUGGGCAAGGAGGAGGAGCUGGAGAAGGACAGGCUCUUCAUGGCGCUGCACGGCUACGACGUAGCCGGGGCGGGAGCUCGCCCCGCUGGCGCGCCGCGGGCCGCUGUCGACCCCAAUGUCAGUGGGUUUCGUACGGCAGACAGUAGCUGGGAGUUCCGGUUUCCUAGCUAAACAUAUCUGAAGUCUCUCUUGUUGAACUUUCGAGUACUAGUGUCCUCACAGUAUGACAUAGCUCCAUGUUUUCGAAAGAGCUCAAAUUAACUGUCCCUACUGUUUGGGGGCUAACUCCAAUAUAC